Messenger RNA from Staurois parvus, 362 nucleotides. Lineage: Eukaryota; Metazoa; Chordata; Amphibia; Anura; Ranidae. The record is from the annotation of a GenBank genome assembly.
ACUUCAAUACCAGACACUUUUACCCCCUUCCUGCCCAGGCCAAUUUUCAGCUUUCAGCACGCUCACACUUUGAAUGACAAUUGCGCGCGGUCAUGCAACACUGUACCCAAACUAAAAUGUUUUCAUUUUGCUCACACAACUAGAGCUUUCUUUUGGUGGUAUUUGAUCACCCCUGGGGUUUUUAUUUUUUGCUAAAAUUAACAAAAAAAGACCGAAAAUUUAGAAAAAAAAAAUCCCACGUUUUUCUUUGAUUCUGUUAUAAAAGUUUGCAAAUAAAUAAUUCAUAGAUUUAGACCAAGAUUGUAUAUUACCCUAAAAAGGUAUUUUUUUUAUAUUUGUGUUUUAUCCGUUUUAUAUCUGUC